Messenger RNA from Colossoma macropomum (tambaqui), 449 nucleotides. RefSeq names its product ribosomal protein L37a (gene rpl37a). Gene Ontology annotation, molecular function: structural constituent of ribosome. Bases 17 to 343 code for a protein of 108 amino acids. Gene Ontology annotation, biological process: translation. Lineage: Eukaryota; Metazoa; Chordata; Actinopteri; Characiformes; Serrasalmidae. The transcript has 4 exons. Gene Ontology annotation, cellular component: ribosome. The record is from RefSeq and is a predicted model, not a curated record.
CGACGGUAAAUCGCGCAUGCGCAGUUUCCCCUCCCUCUUUUGGCUUCGCACCUCUUCUGCUAAAAUGGCCAAGCGCACCAAGAAGGUGGGAAUUGUGGGGAAAUACGGCACCCGUUAUGGUGCUUCCCUCAGGAAGAUGGUGAAAAAAAUUGAGAUCAGCCAGCAUUCUAAGUACACCUGCUCCUUCUGCGGCAAGACUAAGAUGAAGAGACGGGCUGUUGGCAUCUGGCACUGUGGAUCCUGCAUGAAGACUGUAGCUGGAGGUGCCUGGACGUACAACACAACAUCUGCUGUCACAGUCAAGUCCGCCAUCAAGAGACUGAAGGAGAUGAAGGACCAGUAGGCUGGGACUUAGUUUUUGUACAGAUUAAAACCUCCAUGUCUUGGACUCUGUUUUUCUGUGUGGCCCAUUGAACAUCCCACAAUAAAUUCAUGAGUCUUGAGCAGGA